Porites lobata is the source of this 312-nucleotide messenger RNA. NCBI's taxonomy places the organism in Eukaryota, Metazoa, Cnidaria, Anthozoa, Scleractinia, Poritidae. The record is from the annotation of a GenBank genome assembly.
AUGGCUUCCUCCUCAGAACCGCUCACUGUCAACAACAUUCGAAAGAUCUGGAAGACAGAAUUCCUUUCCAACAUCAAGAAAGAAAUCAGAAAUAAACUGAAGACUGAAAUUGAAAAGGUAAACUGCCUGAUAACUAAUCUGUCAAAGCGUUUCGACUCGAUUGAGUCGUCACAGCAAUUGAUCAGCUAUAAAUAUGAUUCCGUUUUAAAGUCAAUGCAGUCAACCAAGAAACAGAUAAACAAUCUUAACAACUGGUGCGAAGCUCAAGACAACAAAAUCAACCAUCUUAAUGGCUCAGUCUACAAUGCCUAA